CAGCUCGCAGCUACGUGCGGCUCUAGGGCCGGCUCUGGGGUACACGUGACGCUCUGGCCGCCGCCGUGCGUCUCUGUAGUGGAAGGUGAGCGGCGCGUCCGCUCCGGUGGCGCCGUGACCGAGGCCGGGAGGAUCCGCGGAGCGCCCCUGGGACCGCUGCAGCCUCCGUCCACCUCUCCCCGCCGCAGCGCAGGCCUCAGUGAAACCAGAAGGGUGGUUGCAUCCACCUGCACCUGAUGGGGAGCACCUUCUGGCCACGGGACAGGCAGCUGAGGUGUCUUCAUGCUCUGGUUUCUCUUGCCCAUGCAGCAUCCAAGUGUUCCACUGCCUUCAAACGGGUGGGCGGACGCUGCUGGUGGAUGGUUUCUAUGCAGCAGAGCAAGUUCUCCAGUGUGCCCCAGACCAAUUUGAGCUGCUCACCAAGGUCCCAGUGAAGCAUGAGUAUGUUGAGAAUGUGGGAGACUGCCACAACCACAUGAUUGGAAUUGGGCCAGUUCUCAAUGUCUGCCCCUGGAACAAUGAGCUUUAUCUCAUCAGAUACAACAACUAUGAUCGUGCUGUCAUCAACACGGUGCUGUACGACGCUGUGCACCGCUGGUACGCUGCUCACCGCACCCUCACCACUGAGCUCUGGAGACCAGAGAAUGAGCUCUGGGUCAAACUGAAGCCAGGCAAGGCCUUGCAUGUGGAGAAGUCCCACGUGGAAAGCACAGAGGUGGAGGAUGUGGUGAGCAUUUGCUUCCAAAUUGGAGGGAGCAUUGACCAGCCACAGCUGAGGAUGACACCAGAGGUCAUGUAUGCACCCAUCAAGGCAUCCUGAUCCACCAGAACCAGGUACUGGACCUCCCACCUCCUGCUGUGACUGUGGGAGCUGCCUCAAGGAGGAGCCUUGCAGAACAUCAUUGUGCCUCCAAGCAGAGAGGAUGUCGCUGAUGCUGCACCCCCAGGGCUCCCCCUCCAGCAGCUACACAUGCUGAACCUUGGCUGGAAAAGAUUUGGAGCAACAGGAAUGCAUUAGUUUGCCUGGAAAUUCCCUCUUGAAUUUGAAGGAUGAGCUGGUUUCAGUUUCUCCUUGAGACUUCUUGGGAAUACAGAAUCACCCAAAGGAAAAGAUGUUGAAGGCAAAUCAGUGGGAGCCCCGAAGGAAAAGAAAGAUGUUGAAGGCAAAUGAAUGGGAGCUUGCUGCCACAGACUCCCCUUAGUUACAGGGUAACAGAGAACAUUACAUGGAUUUUAAUCAUGAGUCCCGGGUUCACUACCCCAAGUCUUGUCAUUAAAAGAACAUAUGAAGAUC
Messenger RNA from Melopsittacus undulatus (budgerigar), 1294 nucleotides. RefSeq names its product trimethyllysine dioxygenase, mitochondrial-like. Lineage: Eukaryota; Metazoa; Chordata; Aves; Psittaciformes; Psittaculidae. The coding region runs from base 476 to 820 and encodes 114 amino acids. The record is from RefSeq and is a predicted model, not a curated record. The transcript has 4 exons.